Molecule: messenger RNA, 2896 nt
Organism: Paramisgurnus dabryanus
Lineage: Eukaryota; Metazoa; Chordata; Actinopteri; Cypriniformes; Cobitidae
Gene: wt1a
Product: WT1 transcription factor a
Biological process (GO): regulation of transcription by RNA polymerase II
Cellular component (GO): nucleus
Molecular function (GO): DNA-binding transcription factor activity, RNA polymerase II-specific; RNA polymerase II cis-regulatory region sequence-specific DNA binding
Source: RefSeq, a predicted model, not a curated record
AUAGUGCCUGCUAAAAUGUGGCCCACUAUUUGUUUCAAACAUCAUAAAAACCCAGUCUCUGAAUCAUUGUUCUCCAUCCUCACUCCCACAAACACACACACAGAGUUUAUUGAGACUCCCUGCAUGCUGUAUGAGUAUACAGGGAGGAGUAUUGUAUUGGGAGAGGUAAAUGAAUGAAGUGUUACACUCAUCGUUCCUCACUAGGUCUUUGGCUCCUCCUCUUGACUCCUCAGUGUGGGUCUUUACGUGAGCUCCCAGGCCUCCAAAGAAAGCAGAGAAGCAAGAAAGGAGGUACACCUCUCUCCCUUUGCUUUGCUCUCCUACCUCCAUUCACAGAUCCUGAAAGAAGUCUCCCUUUUUGGGUCCUCCCUACUGAGCACCCUUAUACUUUCGAUUUCAUAACUUUCAACACAAGUCUCUACUGCAACAUGGACUGAAAACAACUUCAGUAUCGUCUGUAUGAUUUUGCUGCGACUCCUCUCGGCUGUGACAGACUUGACUCAGCGAUGACACCUUGCCGGAUUUGACGUUCAUUGACUUUGCGUUGGAUUGUAGCACCGAACUCAAAUCUGAUCCGUUGGACCUCGACUCUUUGCCAGGCCUGUUUGCGUAAGGUGUAUCGUAAGUACCCUAGAAUGGGAUCUGAUGUGCGUGACCUCAACCCGCUCCUUCCCCCCGUCCCACCACUUCCAGGGGGGAACGGCAACUGCACCCUGCCCGUGAGCAGUACUCCACAGUGGACUCCAAUGCUGGACUUCCACACUGGUUCACCCUACAGCUCGUUGGCCCCGCACUCCUUUAUCAAGCAGGAGCCCACCUGGGGCACGCCUGACCCCCAUGAGGACCCUCACUGUCUCAGUGCCUUUACUGUGCACUUCUCUGGACAGUUUACUGGGACUGGGGCCUGCAGGUACGGAGCCUUUGGGGCCCCCACGCCCAGCCAGCCCCCACCCAGUCAGCCGAGGAUGUUCAGCAAUGGCCCUUACCUGUCCAACUGUAUGGACAGCCAACCCAGCUCCAGAAGUCAGGGUUACAGCGCAGUUGCUUUUGAUGGAGCCACCAACUACGGACACACUCCUUCCCAUCACACCUCACAGUUCCCCAACCAUUCCUUUAAACAUGAGGACCCCAUCACGCAGCAAAGCAACAUGGGUGACCAGCAGUAUACCGUUCCUCCGCCUGUAUAUGGGUGCCACACGCCGUCAGACAGCUGUACAGGAAGUCAGGCUUUGCUCUUGAGGAACCCAUACAACAGUGAUAAUUUAUAUCAAAUGGCGUCACAGUUGGAGUGCAUGGCGUGGAACCCUGUCAACCCUCUGGCGUCCAGUAUUAAGAGCCAUCCAACAGGUUAUGAAAGUGACCCCAACACGCCCAUGGUGUACAGCUGCAGCACACAGUACCGCAUACACACCCACGGCGUCUUCAGAGGACUUCAGGAUGUGAGGAGAGUACCCGGCAUUACACCUGCAAUAGUGCGCUCAUCUGAGACCAACGAAAAACGGCCGUUCAUGUGCGCCUACCCGGGCUGCAACAAAAGAUACUUUAAACUCUCUCACUUACAGAUGCACAGUCGUAAACACACGGGGGAGAAACCCUAUCAGUGUGACUUCACAGACUGCGGUCGCAGGUUCUCCAGAUCAGACCAGCUAAAAAGACACCAGAGAAGACACACAGGCGUUAAGCCCUUCCAGUGUGAAACCUGUCAGAGAAAGUUCUCACGGUCAGACCACCUUAAGACCCACACCCGGACACAUACAGGUAAAACAAGUGAGAAGCCCUUCAACUGCAGGUGGCCGAAUUGUCAGAAGAAGUUCGCCAGGUCCGAUGAGCUUGUGAGGCAUCACAACAUGCACCAGAGGAAUCUGACCAAGUUGCAGCUGACUAUAUGAGUCAAGUAUAUGAGUCUCAUUAACAGUGGGUGCUGAUCUGAGACCUGUCCCAAUAUACCGAAACAUACACUGAAGAUAUUUGUGUAAGCAAAGCAAGAUCUGCAGCAAGAAGGCUCAUUUUUAGAUGAUACUCAUACUGAUCAAAUUUGGAUAUGCGAGUAGUUUCUUUUUAUUAUACAUAGAAUACAUUUUUUUAAGACAAAAAUUUACUUAAAAGUCAUGAAGCUCAUGUGGGCGUCUUGCAUCGUUUGUUGAUCAUGAUUCACCACUUCUUUAUUUGCAAAAAGAUAAAAAUUAAAAUAAGAAAUAGUGGGUCUGUUGUGUUUAUUAUCUCUUGCUGCCGAUCUGUUUUUCUUUGCAGUUGUGAAGGUUAUGGUUUGGUUAAGGGAAACUGGCACUAGACUAGCACUUAGACUCAUAUGAGGUCUUUUAUCUGCAUGCGCAGCGCCUCUUAGAGGCAGCUCGCACUAUUAUGUUGGGUCAAUUUAAACCAUUUGUUUCCAUUAAGGGAACCUUAUUGUGCUGAGACUGAGAUGUGAAAUGUAAUGUACUUAACAGUUAAUUUAGUUGCCGUCAGACUAAUUUAUUAUGUUUGUUGUAAAUAAAAAUGUAACGUUUGUUUCCACUUGUUAAACCUAUCCAACUUUAUCCAGCUCCUUCUCCGUAUCUGAAAUUGUGAAAUCGUUUCACUGAUGUAUUUGUCCGUGCUGUUAAUAUUCCACUCUUAGACCUUACCAGUUUAUUUAUGAGUAGGUCACACUGGUCAUUUGGCUGAGCCGUUGCUGUCGAGCUGUAAAUAUUAGUUUCAAUCCUCAGCCAACACCAAAUAAUUAAAACCUGACAGACAGCAUUUUGUUCAUGGAAAAUGUGACUCACGUAAAGGACAGAAUGUGAAAAGCAUUUACAGUAGAUUGAAAGUUUGUUUUGUUUUAUUAACUGUCUCCGGUUGUCUUGUAUCUGUUAUUGACGGUUAUUGUUUUUUUUGUUUUUUGUUUUUUAAUAAAACU